AUGGAGAGUGCAGAGAGCAACACAGAGGGUGAAAGCAGAGAGAAACCGCAUCCUGUGCCUCCAUCUGUCCAGGAAGGCAGCAGCAACCUGCUACAUGAGAAAAGAGGCCCAUUCACUGCCCCCACCCUUGCCCCCAGCAGCACAGAUUCCUUCAUGUCCCUGUCCCCAGGGAAGCUGUACCAAACAUUGGUGGAUCUUGACAAGACAGGUGACCGUGAAAGCAAAGAAAACCUAGGACCCAAUAGCAGCUACCUGGAGAAUCCAUACCUGUCCAAUGAAAGACUUCGAACAGAAGAAACAAUGACCCUAGAGUUUGUUGCUGUAAUGUCAAAAAAAUCCAGGUUUUCUGAAGAGUCAUCCAAGAUCUGUGUUGCUUUUUACAAGCAACCUGGACAAUACCAGGAAUUUGCUGUUCUGAAAAAAAGAAAAAAGCUGAUCGUGGGCCAUGCAAUGAUCCCCAUUUCUGACCUGCAGAGAGGACCAAUUUUUUAUAAAUAUGCUAUCCUUAAUGUCCUCUCAACCGACUCUGAAACGAGAUUAUAUGAUUUAGAGCAUAUUUAUGGAAUGGACUCCAAGAAUAUAGAGAGUCAAUUACAUCGAGUCAUAAACAUUCCCAAGGAAGAGAUCAAAGCAGAUGAACACCUUGCAGAUGAAUUUUGCCGGCCCGUCAAGCUCCAGCAGGGCUUUAAGAAUAUAGAAAAGAAAUUGAAGAUCUACACAGAGACCUUCAAAAUCUAUCUCGGCGAUGCUGCAAAAGGCGAACUCUACUCUCCAACUAAUCUUACUGAGCAAGUGUUGCGUGAUAACAUGAUAAAGUUCAUGGACAAGAUCAUUGGACACCUGGAGACAGAGGAGCAUAAAGAUGAUGGGCUGCUUUUUGCUUUACACACCUCACAUUGUUAUAACAUCUCACUAAGCAAACAGGUAAUUGAAAAGGCUGAAAAACUCAUCCAGGACAUCGGCCCAUUUCAAGGCAAAUUCAAGCAUCUGAGAGGAAAGAGCAAUUACAUUUCAUCUGUGAAAGAAAUUUGCUUAAGUAAUAAAGGCAACACCUUGUGGAUUUGGCUGAUUCCAUUGCUGUAUGCAAUCACAGAGAAGAUGGAGGACCGCUUUUUUCGACAAACCAUUCCCUUACAACAUUUAUUGGAGCUGAGAAAUGAUGAAGAGAAGCAGAGGAAAGUCCUUGCAAUGAUAAAGAUUCACAAGUCAUUCAUUGAAAGCUGCUCUCCACUGGCAAUGACAGUCUUGGAGAUGUUGGCACUGAAGAAUUUCACCAAGGCCUCCCUACUCCAAAUCAAGCUUCCACCUCAGCUCCUCCUGGAUACUGUGUACCAACGCAUCGUUAACGUCGUCUGUAAACCAUCCCAAGUGCACGAAGAGGAUUUGACUGGAGUUUUGAACAACAUUGCUGAAAGGAUGGCAUUCUGGUUCAAGGACUUGUGCCUGCCAGGGGAAACAGAGCAGCUGACGAAGCCCACGAAUAAGGAGGAUGUCUUGCCAUGUCUGAAUUCAACAUAUGCUUUGCUUUCAUUUUCCUUAAAUCAUUGGCAUGCAGUGCCACUUAGCUUGAUAAUGUCACUGCUACGGAUACUUGACAUGUUUGCUGCAAAAUCACAUGAGUUGCAAGCAAAUCAGGAAUAUCAGCAGUUUAUCUCAAAAAGGUUCAAUGAGUUUGCAGGUUACAUCAAGAAGUGGCUGGAAAAAUCCUUGCCUAGGCCACCCAUGGAAAACAGACAGUUCCUGGAAAACAUCCAUGUGUGGCACGAGCUAUUCUUGUUUGAGAUCCUCUGUGUGGAAUGGACCCAGAAAUGGCAAAGCCUGAUACACAGCAUAGUUGAAAGGUGGCUGGAGAAAGUAGAUGGCAGAAAACUUCUGGACUUCUACUUGGAAUUCAUGAAGGAGGACAAGCGUUGGAAUACAAAUCUAGAGAGCUGCUUUACAGAUUGUGUGAUUCAAAGGAUUAAACACUUUGAGAAAAGCGAGGAACCCAUGUUAGGAACAAUGGUUUCCAAAGUCCUCAAGACAGACAGGUCAACUGUCGGGAAAGUGCUUUCUGCUGUUGUUGAGAAAAUGUUCUCAGACAAGAUGAGCAUGUUGGAAAAACAUGUUGACAGCACAGGCCCAGUUCUCAGAGAGGUGCUCAGCUCUUCUGUGGUCUGUGAUCUCCUCUUCACUGUCAAUUCCUCUGUCUCCAGCUGUAUAGCAAGAGUGCUGGAAGUCAGAAGGGAGGAAUAUGAGCAAUUGGAAAAGCAGAAGAAGCAGAGAUACUCAUUUUUGCAUCUAUGCAGCAGCAUAGAGCAUGUGAUAAGAGUGGAUGUAAGGACUGUGAAGAAAAGCAUCGACAAAAGAGGAAUUUUUAAGGAUCAGACGUCUGUAAGCAAAUUUUCUGUGAAUGGCGAGAAGAAAAUUCCUGAAUUGCACCUCCUUGCUAAAUACACUGACAUGCUGGAAAAAAUUUAUAUCUUAGAGGAAAGCAAUUAUUUUCAGAGACUGUGGAAGCAAAAAGCAGAGCAAAUCAAACCCACAAUCCCUGAAGGGAAAAUUCUCUUGAUAGAAGAUGUGCAAGAAAACAUUUAUAAGCCAGCCAUUGCUGACUUUCAGAGUACGUAUCUGGCCCUCAAAGACUUUUCCAUCACCCUUGGAACUGUGCAGAGCCAUUUUGAGAAGCAGUUAGCAAAUGAGAGUCAACUCACAAAGGAGUUUAAAAUGAUGGAGAUGAGUGAAGGGAAAGGGAAUGGAAAAGCUGCCUGGAUAGAUGCUGCAGUGGAGAAGAUUAAAAACUACCUGACCCUGUCUACAGUGGUGAAGACUGCCAAGAUGAUUGAUGAACUGCGGAAGACACUUGAUCUUAACGGAAAUUUUCAGAUUCUCAAUGACCUAACAAAAUAUGAAGAGCUGGAAUUCAGGAAUAAGAGACUUGAUUAUAUGACUGAGGACUUAAUGAAGGUGAAAAAUAGUUUGAGCAACCUUCCAGAAGAGAUGCUGGACUUUUUGAGGGAACUUCUUGAAUGCACAAGGACAGGCUUUGUCUCCUGGAUCAAAACCAUAAUAACAGACAAAACAGAAAUACCUGUAUUUGUAGAGCUGGCAUCAAUUUCCGCAGGUGAAAAUGACAUAGAUAUUGACAAAGUGAGGUUCUUCCGUGAUGCCAUGGCUGCUUCAGCACCCAUUAUAUAUGAUCUGAGACCCACAUCUGGAUUUGAACAGUUCUCUGCAGCCCUGUCAUUAAUCAGCGAAGCCACUGCAAAAGACAAGAAUCUGCCCAAGAAGUUGAAAGAUUCUUGUGAUAACAGAGAGUGGAUACAGAUGGUUCAUGACUCUCAUGGCUCCAUAGAGCAUUCCUCAAUCUCUCAAGCCAGAGUCAUCAACAGUAGAGGGAUUUUUAUCAUCUCAGCACCUCAAAAAUUCAAGGCUGCCCUUGAGGACUGUGUUUCAGUGCUACUGCCGAAGGAUACCACGGAGGAAGCAUCUCAGACAGAUCAGAAGGAUAAAGAAUACAGCCUGGCUCAGCUCACAGAGCUCCAGAACAAGCUUAUGUUGAUCACCACAAAAGCUGAGCAAGGCAGAGAGGAGGCAAACCGCUUCCUGGAGAUCCUGGAAAAAGUUCAAAUGAUUGGAAAGUUGUACCUGCAGCUUCUCAAUGUUGGUAAUAUCCUCUUCAUAGACUGGAAGGCUGACAUCUACUGCAAUCCCCAACACAAAGUAAAAGUUUACACAGAAUUUGGAAUUGCUGGCAUCCUUGUUCAGAGCACCAGACCCGUUCUGGAGGAGCUGGAUGGCCUUUGCAAAGCAUUGGAGCACUGCCUGGUAGAGUGGAAGAAAUAUCUGGAGACUCAACGGGACACCUACUAUCAUCUCAACCUGUUCACUGCACACCAGCUCUUCUAUUUAUGUAGCCAACUGGCCAAAGCCCACAAUAGUGUAAUAGAGCCACAGAUUCUUAAUAUGCUUUCUGUCAUAAAGCAUGACAUUAAAGCAGAAGAUAUUAGAAAAGCCCUGGAGCAAGCCCUCAUGACUCCACUUGACUCUGUCAACACAUCAGCAGGAGACAAGGAGUCUGUUACCUGGCAUGACUAUGUCAUUCGUUUUCCCCAGCUCAUCAAAAGCCUGGCUGAAUCUGGCUACGAUACGUCAGUGGCAAAGGCAGCCCUGCAGAGCUGCCUUCCAAACUCUGACAUUACAGAGCAGAAGCUCAUGAAUUUUGCCUUUGAACAAGGCGAUGACAAGGAAGAGGUUGAAAAUCUGAGCAAAUUAUAUGAUGAGCAGCGAGAAGCCUUUCUGCAGAAGUCAACUAAGUUUAAAAAGAAAAACAGAGGUGUUGACCAGGCAACUUUUAGCACCCUUGCAGAAGAUGAACUGGCCACCUCCUUUGAGAGUUUGCCAUCCAUCUAUGACAAAGUGAAUAUGCUCUGGGAUGCUUAUUGUAAGAAAUUCACUGGCCUUGUGUCAGACAAAUACAUCAGCCUGGAUGUCUUCGGUGAAACACUGAAGCAAUUAGCAGCUCUUGAAACCACAUGUAUCAAGAGAAGUUUACCAGUAGGCCUUGAAGCCAGGAAACCUUCUCUAAUCAUGUGUAAAGAAGAGGAAAUGUUACUCUACAUGCUCUCCAUUUACAAAUACACUGAGACAGCACCUCUCCCAACGUAUGAUGAGGUCCUGGUGUGCACACCAGACACAGAGGAGGAAGAAGUGGAGCUGAUUGUUAGGAGAGCUCUUUCGUCUGAUUCUCAAAACCAGAAAAUCUACUGCUUGCUGGGUGCUGAGAAAUUAGUGUACAAAGUUUCCAAACAACUGGAGUCCCACUUCUUCCGCUUGCUGCAAUCUUCUACAGUCCCUGACUACAGGUUCAUUAUCUUUUGCAAUGCCAAAGUUCACAAUUCUUAUGUUAUCACAGCCUUCGACACCUACAAAGUUACUAUCCCAUGCUACUCUAAGACAGAAAUCCAGGCAUACCUGAGCACGCAUCUCAAAGUGCCUUGGAAGUCUCUCUACGUGGAAAAUACCGUCCGAAAGAUCCGUGCCCAGCUGGGUGAUUUACCAGUGGUUCACAAAACCAUUAGGCUGAUGGAGUCAGAGAUUGAUUUCCAGUUCCUUCUGGAGGACCUACUCUCUCUUGAGGAAUACCCGACUGAAACUCAGCCCACCGUCUUCCAUAUUGAUGUGUCACCAGUGGUGUCAACAGGUCUUUACCGGCUGCUGAUUGAGCUAUGCAUCCUAAGACACAUCCAGAGUCCCAAUGGCUUGGUCUGGAAGUGCAAAUCCUCUCAUCUUUACUUGAUUGAGUGCCUGGCAAAAGGGAAAGGUGUUAGCAGAACAAGGAAACAAGAGAUGUCCAGUGAAACAGAAGAAAAGUUCCUGGAUCUUUUUCCUGCAGUGAAAUGUGUAUCACCUACGCGGGUACUUGAAUUGCUGGAACACUCCAGCUCUGGUUGUCUUUCUGAAAUGAAAGAGGAACAGUUUGAUCGAGACAAGUUAAAGAGUGAAGCUUUCCAGAGGUCUUACCAGUAUCUCAGAAGAUAUAAGAGGCAGGAAAACCUUGACCGUUUCGUUUUCAUCCCUGAGAGGACUGAAGGGACAGAGAAAGAGUGCCUGAAGCUCUUACUGGAGUUCUGUGGGAGACGCAACCCUUCCUGGACCGAGCUUAGCAAUUUCACUCAUUUCCUAAACUUCCAGCUAAGCAAAUGUGAGAAAUCGGUUUUCUGUAGCCCAGCAGUUGGAAAGGAUUUCCAGGGGUUUAAAACAUUUGUGGUAAAGUUCAUGAUCAUCAUGUCCAAGGACUUUGCUGUGCCCUCUCUUGACAUCUCUGAUGAAAGUGUGCCAAGUGCAGAAAAUGAUGAUGAGGAAAACAGCAUUAUGAGACAGUACCAGCUAAGACGAAAGUGGGAACAAGAGUCCCACCCCUAUAUAGUCUUCCAUGCAGACAAUGAAUCCAUGGAGUUCUUGGGUUUUCACAUCAGUAAUAACUUGGAUGCUAUUGAUGCCCAUUCUCAAGUUGUUUUGGAAAGGAAUGUUAUCAAAGAUAAAUUAUACCAGACUUUGAAAGCCCAGCAAGUUCCUUUCAAUAAGAAGUUUGAAGACUUGCCCAGAAAAAUGCAGCUGGAGGUGCUCUGCAGAGUUUUUGGUGUGAGCUACACCCAAGAUCCAGAUGAAUCAUAUCAGCUGACACUGGACAACACCAUGAAGAUGCUUGCCAUUCACCUGCGGUUCCAGUGUGGGAUCCCUGUAAUCAUCAUGGGCGAAACAGGUUGUGGGAAGACAAAGCUUGUGCAGUUCAUGUGCAGUCUGCAAAGAGCAGGCAGGGACAUUCAGAACAUGGUGGUGGUACGCGUCCAUGGUGGCACUACUUCCAAGAACAUCCACAAGAAAGUUAGGCAGGCAAUUGAGCUGGCACACAUCAAUGAAGAAAGGCACAAAGUGGACACUGUACUCUUUUUUGAUGAAGCCAACACAUCAGAAGCUAUCUUUGCAAUUAAAGAGGUGCUGUGUGAUCACAGUAUAAAUGGAGAGAAGAUUCCCACUGACCGUUUAAAAGUAGUAACUGCUUGCAACCCUUACAAAAGGCAUACCAAGGAAACCAUAGAGAAACUGGAAAAAGCUGGCUUGGGGUACCGAGUCCGAAGUGAAGACACACUGGAGAAACUGGGCUACAUUCCUUUGCGGCAGCUAGUGUAUCGGGUCAAGCCCCUUCCACCUAGUUUACUGCCUCUUGUCUGGGAUUUUGGAGAGCUGAAUGAAAAGACACAGAGCCUGUACAUCAGAGAGAUUGUAAAGUCCACUAUGAAGAACAAGAUUGCCAUUGGAAAUUUGGACAUCUUUACUAGUGUCAUUUCAGCCUCCCAAAAGUUCCUCAGGCAGAAGAAAGAUGAAUGCAGAGUUGCCAGUCUUCGAGAUAUAGAGCGCUGCAUGAGCAUUGUGCUCUGGUUUUAUAGAUUAAGAGACCUGCUAUUUCCUCAGAUUGAUGCGAAGAAGUGCAAAAAAGAACAGGAGCCAGUCUUAAAUGAUGCACAAAGGGCCUUGGUCCUUUCAGUGGGAGUUUGCUAUUAUGUAUCUCUGGAGAGCCGCAAAGAUUACCUGGAGGAGGUUGCAAAAUGUUUUUCUGUCCCUACAUCCCUUCUGCAGCAAGAGAUUGAGCUUUGCCAAGAGGUAUUUCUUGAUAACCUCUCUGUUCCCAAGGCAACAGCCCGCAAUGAUGCUUUGAGGGAAAACAUCUUCAUGAUAGUUGUAUGCAUGGACCUACGAGUUCCACUUUUUCUGGUUGGGAAGCCAGGAAGCUCAAAAUCCCUGUCUAAAACCAUUGCUGUGGAUGCCAUGGAGGGCAGGCGGUCCAAAAGCCAGUUGUUCAAAAGAUGCAAAGAGAUCCAGUUGGUGUCUUUUCAGUGCAGUCCCCAUUCAAAGCCAGAAGGGAUCAUCUCCACUUUCCAACAAUGUGCACAGUUCCAGAAGGGGAAGAAUCUGGAUGAGUUUGCAUCCGUGGUCCUUCUGGAUGAGAUCGGCCUCGCAGAAGACUCACCAGAGAUGCCACUGAAGACACUGCACCCUCUUCUUGAAGAUGGAUGUGUUGAUGACGAAAACCCAGAAUCUUAUAAAAAAGUUGGCUUUGUGGGCAUUUCAAACUGGGCCCUAGACCCUGCCAAAAUGAACAGGGGUCUUCUUGUAUUUCGGACUGACCCUAGCAAAGAAGAGCUAGUUAAAACUGCAAACGGCAUCUGUGCUGCACAGCCUCACCUUGAAAGCAUUAUGUAUUUGUUCCCUUUGCUGGCAGAAUUCUACUGCAAGGUGCUAAAAACACAAAAAAUUGAGUUCUUUGGGCUCCGUGAUUUCUACAGUUUGAUCAAAAUGAUACUGUCCUACAGCCAGGACAAGAAGUACAUCUCUCAAGAGGAGAUCAUUAUAAAGGUGAUUCAAAGAAACUUUGGAGGCUCCAGUGAUAUCAAUCCUGUCGAGCUCUUCCGCAACUACAUCAGUGAGGUGCAUCUUCCCCCUGACUUGGAAACCAGCCACACACUUCGUUUGCUGAAGGAAAAUAUGAGCAAACAGCAGGCAGGACUCAUGUCUCGAUACCUCCUGCUGCUGACAACCAACCACGCAGCUUUCCACAUCAUCCAGAUGACACAGCUUAUAGAUAUUGAGAACUGUGAAAUCAUAUUUGGCUCUGGUUUUCCACAGGACCAAGAUUAUUCCCAGGUAUGCCGGUCUGUCAGCAGAGUGAAGAUCUGCAUGGAGACAGGCAGGCCUGUUGUUCUUUUAAAUAUACACAACCUUUAUGAGAGCCUUUAUGAUGCACUUAACCAGUGCUUCGUUAGCCUGGGAGGAAAUUACUAUGUGGACCUGGGUCUUGGCACUCACAAAGUGAAGAGCCGUGUGAAGGAUGAUUUCAGACUCAUUGUGAUAGAGGAGAAGAAUGUAGUCUACACCCAGUUCCCCACCCCGCUGCUGAACCGGCUGGAGAAGCACUGCUUGGACAUGAACACCGUUCUGAACUGGCAGCAGCAACAGCUGAAGCAGGACCUGCAGACCUGGGCCAGGCAGUUUGUCUCCAUUGACAGCAGCAUGUUCUCCAAUGUUUGGUCCACCAAGCCCAGCCCCAAGGAACAGGAUGUCUUCAUUGGUUUCAGCAAUGACACAUCUGCAGCUGUUGCUUUGGCGAGCACUCAGAGCAGGUCCUGGGGAGACCUUGAGCCCUAUGAAGAGCCAGUGCUCUCUAUUGCCAAAAGGAAACUUGUUCAGUGUGCCACCCCUGACUCCAUCCUGCGCCUUAAAUACUCCCUUCUGGAUGAUGCUGAGCAGAUCCAAGACUUGUACUUCCACAAGCAGAAGCACAACAGCCUUGUUAGUGUCUUGGGAGAGACAGUUAGCCAGCAACCAAGGAAGGAGAGGACUGCUGGGCUCUGCCUGCAGGUUUCUACACAUGCAAGACUUCUAAAUGAGAGAGAUUUAGAAGAAAUAAGGAAGACACUUAACCUUCAAAAUGAAAUCCACUGCCUCUUCCUAAGCCAGUUUGACACUGAAUACGCUUUCCGCCAGGAACUCAGGUACUGUAUCAUAGAUGAGAGAAGGAAAUCAACAAGCACAGGCCGAUCACAUGUUGUGCUGGCCACUCAAGUGCCGCGAGUUCUGGGAGGCUGCAGCUACCUGGCAUUUGACAGUGGUGAAUGGAUGUCAAUCCACUUGGAUGAUCUGAUGCCCCCAGACAACUUUACAGCCAAUCUAGGCCAGCUCGCCAAAAUGACUAUUGCUGAGAUUUUCAUGACGACUUUCCAGGGGCAUCUCCUAAGAGGUCUUCCAGAGGAAUCUGCUGCUCUUGAAGAUCCAGCCAAGUCCAGUCUUUUUCCAGAAGAAAAUCUCCUCAGCAUGGACUCUAUGAUCAAACAGAGCAUCCAGAAAGCUGUGAUCCAGCUGGAAGACAAGACAGACAACAGUCGGCGUGCCACUGAAAGAAUCAUGAUCAUUCACAACUUGCUUUUCCAGGAUCAUAAUAGAACCACAAGUCAUCCAAAAGUGCCUAUGAAGGAACCAGCCAAAUUGUUCCAAGCGCUGAUCAAAAAUGUGUUGAUGCUAGAUGGCACUAAUCCAGGGAUGAUGCAAUGUUACACCAAUGACUUUCUAAGGAUGACUUUUCCUGGGCAAGAUCUUUCUAUCUAUGAGAUUCUGUCAAAAGCUCUCCUAAUCAAUGCGAAACAGCUCUGCUCUUCUGUGGGGCAGGAGGAAAUAAGCUUUUCCCCCAUUUGGCUUCAUAUGGAAUAUUUCUACCUACGAGAGGAGUAUCAACUCUUUGUUGACUUGGUAAAAAGUGAUGAGACUGUAACAAGUGAGCUGCAAAAACUGUAUGAAAAGGACCCGCCAGAAAUGUUUAUCACUCUUGACACCUUGAACAUUCUCCUGAAGAAGGUGCAGCCCACAAAUAAUCUUCUGUCAUUUGAGGCCUGUACAGAAUGGCUUAGAAGGGUCAAGUCCAUUAAGCCCUGGAUGGAGUGGAUCAGUACGGACAACUACCAGAUUCAUCUUUACCAGAAGAAAAGGGAACUCCUGAGGAGCGUGUUACACAAGUGGACCUGCACCAACAUUGUCUACAUGUUCUUCGACCACCUGCUGCACAAUGAGACACAGAUAGAUGAGAAGCUUCUGAGACUUCUUGUGAAGCAGUUCAUCUUCAUCUGGAAUCGCCUGACUGAAACGCAAAAUUUUGAGCCAGCAGAAACUCUUGAGUUGGUGACAAAAGUGCUCAAGAAAUGUAACCAAAGUGCUGACACUGUGUACCUUGUGGAAGCUGUUGCAUGUCACAACAAAUUCAGGAGGAAAUGUAACUCAUUCUUUGUGGAGUUUGUCACCACCUCUGUCUUGGGAGACAGAGGCACACCAUCCCCAGAAGUCAUCACCCAACUGAUCCAGUUUGUGGCCUGCAAGCCAUCCAGCCCUGAGCAUCAGGCAGCAAAAAGAGUUUGCAAGCCAAAAAGUGAGCUGUCACCCUUUGAAGAGUGCAUGGACACCAGUUCAACAAUCAAGUCCUCCCUCUUGAAACUGCUUCUGCAACAUGGGUUCAACAACAUAAAGGUUCACCUGGAAAAAUACCUUUCUGAGAUGGAGGAAAAGAUAACGUUCAACAAAAGGAACUGGAACCAUUUCUACUUCAUGGUGGUGCAUUGUCUGGAGGAUUUUAUGUAUCCUUCUUCCCAAGAUGAUGUCAACCAGUUUGCCGAAAGCUGCCUCUCUACUGCAGACUUUUCUGCUUUCUGCUCAGGCAAGGCCUCAAAAAUUGACACCCUCCAGUUCAUAGCGCGUCUCAGGUUCUCCAUCAGCCACGUGGCCACUGUGCUUGGUAGACAGGUGCUCUGCGCUGCAGAUUCAAACAUACUGUCUCCUGGUGGGAACAAGCAAGAAGAGCAAGACCUGGUGAAUGCAAUGAAGAAGCUGGUGGCAACUGCACAGACACCGUGGCCUCAAAUAUUCCUCAUUAGAAAUCUCUGUAACAACUAUGGGUUCAUCCCAAUGCAGAAGAUCCUUCAAGCAGAAAAAUGGAUUUUACCCAGAGGGGUUGAAAUUUCACAGCAUAUGGGUGCCUGGUCAAAUAUAACACUGAUGAUUUCAGUGCUGAACAGAGCAGAAAAUCAAAUAAAAAGGAAAGAUCCCCAGGAAGUCCAGAGGCUGAUGCCUGUCAUAAAACAAAUGGAAAACAUCCUCCAAACACCUUUGUUCCCAGAAGACCCUCUGGAAAACAAGAUGAAGAUGAUUGUGGAUGCUCUGUGCAGACACAAAAAUAAGGUCUUGAUGGAGGUGGUGUUUCACACUGCAUUUACUCUGGCCCUAUCCCAAAGUCCCCUCACUCAACUUUUCAGAAAUAUCUGCUUUGAGCCUCAUGUGGUGAAGUCAAGCUUUUUCAUGUACCCAUUUGCACCUAAUGUGUUUAUCUCCAGAACUGUUAUUUCUCCAGUAGAUGAGAAGCAAACUAGGAAAAUGGUUACAUGA
Messenger RNA from Nipponia nippon (crested ibis), 11463 nucleotides. NCBI's taxonomy places the organism in Eukaryota, Metazoa, Chordata, Aves, Pelecaniformes, Threskiornithidae. The record is from RefSeq and is a predicted model, not a curated record.